AUGGCGCCCACGGAUGCACCAGCGCAGUCUAAGGGCCGGGAGGCCUCCGUCCCAAAUGAGGCAGGUGGGCCGUCAACUACGCCAGAGUCUAAGAAACGGACGGCUCCUGUGUGGAACGUGUUUGAGCUUGAACUGGUCUUCAAGACAUUGAAAAGUGCAUUUCUCGUGGCACUUACACUGACGCGGAGAUUCGGCGUCGUUUGGUGCGUAUUUUCGCCAAAGGUCAACGUCCCUUCUCGUGUCACCAUUGCAAGAGACAUCAUGGAUGCAUAUAAAGACUUUUUUUCCAAGCUCAAGGUGCGCCUGGGUGCUUUGUCUUCUAAGAUAUCCUUUACAUGUGAUCUGUGGACAGCGCCAAACAACGAACAAUUCAUGGCAAUCACCGCACACUGGAUCGAUAAGAACUGGGAAAUUUAUAAGGAGUGGGGCUUGGAGGAGAAGGUUAUGGGAAUCACCGUCGACAACGCUUCCAACAACGAGAAAUUUCUGUCUCUACUCUCGACAGAGGUGGGUUUCUGCAAAGACAGGCACCUUAUGUGCUUUGCACAUGUGUUGAAUCUCAUUGCAGAAUGCAUCUUGAAGACGCCUCGUGUUGAUCGAGCGUUAACGAAGAUCCGGGGGCUUGCGACUCACCUUAGCGGCUCUACCAAGCGCACGAAGACGUUCCUGGCCCAUUGCAAAGCGGACAAAGAAACGGGCAAAAAAACAUCGCUGAUUCACGACACCCCAACGAGGUGGAACAGUGCGUACGCCAUGAUCGACCGCGCUAAGGCUUAUGGACUUUUUGGAUGCUGGGGUGCAAAAAGGGAAUGA
Molecule: messenger RNA, 813 nt
Organism: Closterium sp. Yama58-4
Lineage: Eukaryota; Viridiplantae; Streptophyta; Zygnematophyceae; Desmidiales; Closteriaceae
Source: the annotation of a GenBank genome assembly